Molecule: messenger RNA, 4383 nt
Organism: Coregonus clupeaformis (lake whitefish)
Lineage: Eukaryota; Metazoa; Chordata; Actinopteri; Salmoniformes; Salmonidae
Product: WASH complex subunit 2C
Exons: 30
Coding region: 126-4280 (1384 amino acids)
Biological process (GO): protein localization to endosome; retrograde transport, endosome to Golgi
Cellular component (GO): early endosome; WASH complex
Molecular function (GO): phosphatidylinositol phosphate binding; retromer complex binding
Source: RefSeq, a predicted model, not a curated record
AUGGCCGACCUGUCAGAAGCUCAAUGAGGAAACGGCUGAGUUUAGCAUAAUCGAUUCUCUUUUUACGCCUUCUGGGGCUCAUAUUUCACUAUCGUGGACAACAUUUGCCAACAGUUACUAAGGUAAUGGAUCGCCAAGUGUGGGAGAGACCCUGGACCUUGGAAGAGAUGCGACAGACCAGCGCCAACUGGUCCCUGGCUGCAGACUCAGGACUCUUCCUGUUCCUGCAAGAUUUCUCUCAGAGGAUGCUGUCAAAGACUCAUGAGAUAGAGAAGCAGCUGGAUGGACUGAUCAGAGACAGCAAGGCCACAGACUGCUGCCUGCACACCGUCUUUAACGACUUCCUCAUGCUCUCCAACACACAAUUCAUUGAAAACAGAGUGUAUGAUGAUGAGGAGGUGGAGGAGCCCGGGCCAAAGCCUGAGGUCUUGGAGAGACCGCCUGAGCAGGUAAAUUCAAUUUCCCCGCGGGAGAAGACUCGUGAGCAGAAGGAAGCCGAGCUGAUUCCAAAGGUCCAGGAAGCAGUGAACUACGGUCUGAGGGUGCUGGACUCUGCCUUUGAGCAGCUAGAUAUCAAGGCAGGAAACUCUGACUCAGAGGACGAGGAGGCCACAGACAGAGUGGAGCCCAUACUGGAACCCAAGGACCUGUAUGUGGACAGGCCUUUACCGUAUCUGAUUGGCUCUCAGCUCUUUAUGGCGCAAGACGACAUAGGACUGGGAGACCUCUCCAGUGAAGAAAUGUCAAUCGACAGCGAUCGAGACAGCGUCAUCGAGAGCGGAGAUGGCAAAGAUGUGGGCCAGUCAGAUGACGACUUUGACCAGGAGGUGGAGGGGCCAGGCAGCAUUAAGAAGAAGUCGUCUAUGUUGAGUGUUGAGGAGGACGAGGAGGGGGAUUCAGACAUAUUUGGAGAAUCGGACAGCGAUGAAGAUGACAGAAAGUCUUUGUGUCACAUUCAGAACACAGGACCAUCAUCCUUUGCUGAUGAGCUGGCCGCCAGAAUCAAAGGGGAACCUAUCAGCAAGCCGGAGGGAGAUCGCACAUCGUUGUCGUCUGCCUCUAAGAAGAACAGUAAAGCAAAGAAGGAGCCCAAGCCUGAGUGGCCACCGGCUGUUGAAGAUGACAGCGAGGAGUUGUUCGGGCUGCACAAGAUGGAGGAUGAGAACUUCUCUCCGUUUGGAGGGAAAGGAAGCCUCUUCAGCGGAGGGAGAGGACUGUUUGAUGAUGAGGAGGGGGAUCUGUUCUCUGUAGCAGAGGAGAAGACCUCAGAACCUGUCAAGCCUGCUACGAAGAUUCCUUCAGGGGCUGUGUCAAUAUUCCCAGAGAACAGCCUGUUUGGCACUCCCAAUGACUCUGACUCAGUGGAGGGUAGAGAAAGAGGUAUCCCAGACAAACCCAACAAGACCCAGACAUCAGCCCCUAGAAAGACCGCAGGAGGAAGAGGAAGAGGAGGAGGAAGAGGAGGAGGAAGAGGAAGAGGAGGAGGAGGAGGGGGGGGGCUGUUCGAUGAGGAGGAUGUCUUCUUCACCGGUAAAAGCCUUAAAAAGUCCAGCUCAGCUGGACAGGAGAAACUCAAGCAGAAGAAGACAGUGGAUCUGUUUGGAGGAGGUGAUGAAGAUGAGGAUGGUGACAUCUUCAGUGAGAGCUACGGCGCUCAGAGCAGGAGGGAGGUGGUGGAGGAGGAAGAAGAAGACGAGGUGAAAAAGAUGCCAGCAGGAGGUGUCUCCAUGUUUGGUCCUGGUACCAAGAGCCUGCUGACUGAGGCACUGAAGAAACAACAGCCCUCCACCAGCCAAGAGUCAGAGGAGAUAUGUCCAACCAUCCCUAAGAGUCAGUCCAAGCCUGAACCCACACCUCAGAGCAAAGCCAGCAAAGCUCCUCUGUCCAUCUUUGAUGACGAGGAGGAAGAGGAUCUGUUUGCGUCUGCAAAGAAGUCUAAACCAAGCCAAGCUGAAGCCGUCACACCACAUGUCAAAAAACAUCUCUCUAUCGCCCUCUUCAGUGAUGACAAGGACCAGUGGAUGAACUCCAAGCCUAGUGCUGGUAAGACAGAGGGUAAGACUGGAGGGAUGAAGUCCAGUGAUAGCGCCCCAUCUAGUCUACCCAGUGUCAUAGCAGCUCCUAAAGACAGCCUGUUCGAUGAGGAUGAUGACGAUCUCUUUGCUACUACCAAGGAGUCGAGUCAGAAGAAGCCACAGAGAGUGUCUCUCCUGUUUGAAGAUGAGACUGAGGAUGAUGAAGAUACGCGAUGCCUCUUCGGCUUCAAACCAGCCGUCAACAACAGCUCUACUCUAGCUGACCCUAAAACUCCUGCUGUGGCCUCCCCAGCCCCCUCGCUGUUCCACACAGACAAACCUGAGGAGGUGACGGCACCUCCUUCUCCCCCAGUGGAUAAGAGGCGUGCAGAGAAGGAGAGGGUUGCGAAGGAGGGUCCUGAGGUACAGCCCCUGUCCUCUCCACUAGAGGGCAGUGAGAGUAAGAAGAAGCCAUUAGGGGCCAUCAGUCUGUUUGGAGGGAUCAACGUGCUGGGAGCAGCCAAGCAGACUAAGAGCCCAUUGGACGAGACGGAUGGUGAUGACUUCCUGUCUAAGGAGGGCUCGCCCCCCAUGGAGAAGGAGGCCAAAACGAAGAACACUGUCAGUCUGUUUGAUGACGAGGAGGGUGCUGACUGGACUGCCCCUGUCUCCAUACCUAGCAAACCAACUGCCAAAAACACACUCAAGCCUGCAGAGGAGCGUCCUCGUACCAAGAGCAGCACCGGGGUGUUCCAGGAUGAGGAACUGCUGUUCAGUCACACUCAGCAGAGAGACAACGACCCCGACGUUGACAUCUUCGCCACGCCUGACAAGUCUGUGAGCUCCAGGCCCAGUAAUGAUAAUUGCUCAGUGAAGUCCGGGCCCAGCUCAAUAAGGUCGGCAGCACCAACACUUUUUAGUGAUGAAGAUGAAGAUUACCUCUUCAGCUCUGUCAAGCCCAAAGCUCUUCGGCCGAAAGUAUCGGAGAAGCCCAGUAAACACAGUAAAGACGAGCCAUCCCCAAAACCUUCUGUGACCGCACCAGUCACAGGGAGUGAGACCGACCUGGUGAUCAACCCUGCUGCCAACCUGCCCGGCGCGGUCCUACCAGGGAUGAGCCCCAGCCCCAGCCUCACCUCCUCAGGCCUCAGCCCCAGUCUGCCAGGGACCCAGUCCCCUAGCGACGGAGGGGUUAGCUUCGACCACCCAGUCCAGGUGUCCGUGCUACAGAGUGCCAACAAGGGCCGAGCUAAAGGCUCCAGCCACCGCAGGCCCCAGACCAGGGCAGCACGGCAGACGGCAGCUCAGAGCUCUGUGGACCAGAGAGACCAGAACCAGGGAGAGGACCGGGCCGGACCCAGCCCAACCCUACCUAACCCAACCCAGCCUAGCCUGGCACUAUCUAACCUAACCCUGCCCAGGCCUAGUCUACCCAACCAAGCCCCAACCACUGCCUUACCCUCCUCCUUACCUGCCUCCCAACCCACGCUCACCGAUGUCUCUGUCAGACCGUCAGUGCUAACACUAGCAGUGUCCAACACCCCUCUAAAAAGAGAGACUUCUAAGGGUAGCAAGGUGAAGGUGCUGCCUUCUCCCGACGAGGCUGACCUGUUUGGCUCUGACAGCCUCUUCGGGUCUGUCCCUGCCCUAGCCCCAGCCCCCAAUAAUACCACCCACUCACCCAAACUCACCACAAAGACUACAGAGGGCGAGUUGACUCCGAAGAAGGAGAAAGAAGCGACCCCUCCGUCCCUCUUUGACGACCCCAUGGGUGACCUUUUCCAGAAGGUGAAGCCGAGGUCAGCUAAGAAGGCAAAGGCCUCUUCCUUCCUGGAGGAUGAAGAGGAUAUAUUUGUGCUGGGAAAGAGCUCCACUCCCACUACUAACAUUACUGCUGGGGGGAAAGUCACUAAGGCAGGGGGCAACUCUACUCCCAAACAGGACCUCUUCCAGGAUGAAGCGGAGACUCCACCCAAAGCCCACAAAGAGAAAUCCCUGGAUGCCAGCCUGUUUGACGACAACGUUGACAUCUUUGCUGAUUUGACAGCCACUUCAAAACUGAAAGAGAAGAAGUCCAAGAAGGCGGAGACUAAAUCAAUAUUUCAUGAUGAUAUGGAUGAUGUCUUCUCUCCCAGCACUGUGAAGCCAAUGGCCAAGCAGCCUCCAUCCAAGUCCAAGAAGAGCCCUCCCUCCCAGGACACCAGUGCAGCGGACGACUCAGGCAACAUCUUCGACGACCCUCUCAAUGCUCUGGGCGGGAACUGAACCGUGGACCGUUCCUGAGGAGCUAAAAGUUUGAGUCCCAAAUGACACCCUAUUCCCUAGAUAGUUCAUUACUUUUGACCAGGGCCCAUAGGGCUUUGCAUCC